CGUGCACAGACCUCCAGUGCGACACCAACUCCAGCCAGACUAGCCAGACUAGUGCCAGAUUCGGUCAGGACAAACCGUCCAAUGCUGCAAACCCAAGUCGCACACGUGCGACACGUCCCUCUCCACCACCAGCAGAUUAGUAUUCCUCCCACUCCACUCCACUCCACAGCCCACCAACACCAACCACGCACCACGAUAUCAAGCGUCGGGCUAGCCGCCGGCCGGUGGCGUCGCAAGCAGCAGCAGCAUCCUGAGCGCAUCCAAGAGAGAGCGAUGGAGACAAAGGAGGCGGCAGCGGCGGAGCAGCUGGAGCAGGAGCAGGAGCGGGAGCAGUGGCGGGGCGCGGUGGAGGCGGCUCUGCCGUCGACCCCGGCCUCGGCGGCGUGGCCGCACAUCGCCAGCUUCUGCGCGCUGCACCGGUACCUCCCGGGCAUCGACGUGUGCGAGCUCGCGGCGGGGGACGACGGCCGGCCCGGGUGCGUCCGCUACGUGGCCUCCCUGGCGCCCGCCCCCGCCGCCGGGGGCGCGGGGCGGGAGGUCGCCAGCUGGGCGCGCGAGGAGCUGCUCGAGAUCGACGGCGGCGCCCGCCGCCUCGCGUACGCCGUCGUCGGCAGCAGCAUGGGGUUCGGCCGCUACGUGGCCAGCAUGGCCGUCGUCGCCGACGAGGACGAGUCGGCGGCGGCGGGGUGCAGGCUGGUGUGGGCGUUCGAGUGCGACCCCGUGCAGGGGUGGAGCCUCGACGGGCUCCUCGGCUACCUCGACGGCGGGGUCAAGGCCAUCGCCGCUCGGAUCGAGGAAGCCGAAGCCGCCGCUGGUGCUCCAGCUGGAGGAGACGUCGUCGCCACCGCUUGAAAGCUCCAGGAGCCAUCAACAUCAAUCGCCUAUCUAUAGCCAUCUACCGCCGAAUUGUCGCCUAAUGAUUGGCUGCUAUCUCGUCAAACUCAUUAUAGUAAUGCAUUGUUAAUGACAUCUCUCUGGGUCGUUGGUUGGUUGCUUGCCCCUCCAUCCUUCUCUGGCGGGUUUGUAACGUCGUGACGUGUCAGCUGAGACUUGGAAGAAAGGGACACUCCAUUGUUGGAUCCUGAUGCUUGUUUC
Panicum hallii is the source of this 1095-nucleotide messenger RNA. Its product is annotated as lachrymatory-factor synthase-like. The record is from RefSeq and is a predicted model, not a curated record. The transcript has a single exon. Lineage: Eukaryota; Viridiplantae; Streptophyta; Magnoliopsida; Poales; Poaceae. The coding region runs from base 82 to 852 and encodes 256 amino acids.